AUGGCUAAUUUUACUACAGAUGGAAAAUUGUGCAUAGAACGGAAGUUGGAAGUGUACAGGUGUGAAAAAGAAUUCGAUGAUUUGAUAACUCGUUUUGAUAUAAACGAAACAUGCGGAUGGAUAACUAAAAAUAAUUUCUUAAAGGUUUGCCUUCAAUUUCCUGAUGAACUUCUUAAUGUGAGUACUAAGAUUUAUGAAGAAAUAAAGAAGAAAGUGGAGGUUGACUUGUACAUUCUUGGUGACACAUCUUAUGCAAGUUGCUGUGUAGACUCUGUGGCAGCUAUGCAUGUACAAGGCAGUGCAGUAGUCCACUAUGGACACAGUUGUUUCUCUACAACCAACAUUCCUGUGUUCACCGUGCUACCCAAAUACAAUGUGGAUGUGGAAGCUACUAUCAAAGUACUGAAAGAUAGCUUUAAUGCAGAUGCCAAGCUGUGCUUGUUUUAUGAUGCUGGAUUUGAACAUUGCAAAGAUUUAAUGUCAAAACACUGCUUUGAAUCCUUCCCACUUAGCUACAUAUCUUUUGUCGAGAUAGAAGAGAAACCAAACAGGUUCUUAGGAAGAAUAAUUAGGAACAAAGAUGGUGAAGACUUGGCAGUGGAUGUUUUGAAGGAUUGCAUUUGUAUACAUCUUGGAACACGGGGACAAACACUAUUCAACUACACCAUAUCUAUUGCAGCAUCACAAUGGUAUUUGCUGGAUCCUAACACAAACCAGAUUGAGAGUUCAGAAGAAACUGCUUGGUUCAAGCGAAGAAGAUUCUUAGUAGAGAAGUGCAAGGAUGCCAAUGUUGUGGGCAUUCUGGUUUGUAAGCUGGCUGGUGACCAGACCAAGGACAUUAUCAGCAGAAUGAAGCAGCUCUGCAAAGUUAAUGGCAAGAAAAGCUACAUUGUAUCUGUGGGGAAGCCUAAUGUUCCAAAAUUGGCCAAUUUUCCUGAAAUUGAUAUAUAUGUGAUGAUUGCAUGUCCAGAAAAUGAUCUGUACAGUGCUAGAGACUUCUAUAAACCUAUUGUGUACCCUUACGAACUGGAAGUGGCUUUAAACUCAAACAGAGAAGCUUAUUUCGUAACUCAUAUUACGGAUUAUGACCAAUUGCUGCCAGGGCGACGCCACCACUGUGAUAUCAACCACAUCCAGGAAACCACAGAUAUAAGUCUCAUCACAGGAAAGAUAAGGGAGACUAAAGUUGAUAGUCUUCAGGGAAGUAGUACAGAUCUGGCAGAAAAACAGAACUGGGCCCUCGAAAAUAUAGGACAAAACCUCCAAGAUAGGUCCUGGAAGGGUCUAGAGCAAAAACUAGGCGAAACAGAAGUGAAAAUGGCUGAACAGGGUCGCAAGGGGAUACCCAUCCAAUACAAUGAUGAACCAAAAUGA
This is a messenger RNA of Spodoptera littoralis (African cotton leafworm), 1374 nucleotides long. Lineage: Eukaryota; Metazoa; Arthropoda; Insecta; Lepidoptera; Noctuidae. The record is from the annotation of a GenBank genome assembly.